ACUUACAAUAAUUGUAUAUGUUGUUGAAUUUUUUUGCCCCUCCCAUAUUCCAACCCAUCCACGCAACUGGGCUAUCUGCAUUCUGAUGAUUUUAUAUAAUGUUGCAGUUUUUAAAAAGCUUGAUAUGGUACUUAAGAGUGCGACAACAAAACUAAGUAGCAGAAAGUUUGGCCUCAUUUACGUGGAUAUUCUAAUAUAUUUUCUAUAUUAGACAUUUAAAUUUAUAAAUUCCUUAAGAAAUGAUCGGAACUUUUUUCAUUUCUAUGCAAUUUUGAACUUAACGAUUCGUAUUUUUCCUGGGUCUGCUAGGUUUGACUUUACAGAAGAGGAAAAGUCGUCGCAAGGGACUACGCCUUCCAUUUUGACUGUACAAUACAAUGCGUGGCAUUAUAGGAAUGAAACCCAAGCAUGGGCGGGUCUCGCUGUCGAAAUCACAAAAGAACUGGAAGCAACCAUGACGGUGGCGCACAAGCUCAGGACUAGCUGGAUGUAUAAUUGGACAAACCACAAGAACAGCAUCUGUUUGAAAGUCAUCUUCCCAUUCUUUCUCGCACUACUGGUGGCCAUCUUUCUCAGUAUCAUUCUAUGGUUGGUACUUGGUACAGCCCAUAACGAAGAUAUAAAGAUACUUAAAUAUGGAGGUGUACCAGCAUCCAUGAUUGUAGCUGCCUGGGGUUUGGGAAAGUCAGUCAUGUCUUUUGUCAAACCAAUAAGUUCUCAAAUUGAGAACUAUAUAACUCUGCCAGACCAUAGCCAAAACCUUGGCUAUCAUAACAAAGUUAUUUCUGAUAUUAAAUUUUUGAUAAAACAACUCUCCUAUAGACCCUCCUGGAUGUGGAAGGUGUUUGCUUUUAUAUGGCGCUACAUUACAUUCAGUUGGGAUGAGAACUAUCUUCCAGGCACAAAGAUUCCAAAGAUGCACCCUGCUUUCGGUGACAAUCUUAAGAUAAUAGUCUUCGUCGACGAUCUCGAUCGUUGUGAGGAGAAUUUUAUUCUGCAGGUAUUAUCAGCAGUGCAUCUGGUUUUGGCUGCUUGCAAGAUCAACGUGAUUAUGAGCAUGGAAAAGAACAUAAUCCAAAGGGCAAUUAUAAGAAUGUACGGGAGCAUGAAAAGCAUCGAUAAUAAGUUCAACGAGGAGUUGGCUGACAGAUAUUUAAGGAAGAUAGUUCAGCUGCCGCUACACCUAGCGGACCCUAGUGCCAAAGAGUCUACUAACUUUUUGGACAGACAGCUAGGUAUGUGGGAUAGUAGACAAGGGUCCGAUCCAGCAGCAGAAACGGAAAAAUACAGUAGAAAAGCCAAUCCCAAGUUCCAAAUUGGAACUUCAAUUCCAGCGAAACCUCAACUAGGAAAAGGAGAAAUACAAGAAGAUUUGGUAGAAUCUGAAGCUACACAUCAAAAAACCCCCAGCAUUUCAGAUACGGCCCAACACGGAUCAGAUCAAACGAAAGAGCAAGAAACAAUUGAGAAAGCAGAAGGCUCUGCAGUUAAGGAAAGAAAGAUUGAGAUUGGCGACAUUGAGAAAGCAGAGAGGGCAUCUCUGAUCACGCAAAUAUUCAGCUAUGUUUGUGCAUUACCGUGUUUGUGCAAUGUACGAUCACACAAGGAGAUAGAUGAGACAACCAAAGGAGAUGAACAAGCUGAUAAAAAACAGCAAGAAGAUACCAAGAGUGAGCGAAGUCUUAUGGAUGAUUUAUACUUCAAAAUAAUGAGUAAAGUGCUAGCAGCUCAGUAUAGCCAAGGAGAAAGGAAUGCUUUUCGCAUUCUUUAUAAUCAAUCUGCACGCAGUAAAAAGCUUCCACGAGAGUGGAAAUGUUUGAUGGCAUACCAUCGGCUAGUAUUUUAUAUUUUGUCUCUAAGCCCCGAUGUUGACCCAGUACAUGGAUGGCGGGUUCAACUUAUUGCAUGGAUUUUCGUAUGCUGGGAAUGGAGGCAACUCAUAACAACUAUUAUACAAGUAAGAUAA
Molecule: messenger RNA, 1966 nt
Organism: Cryptomeria japonica (Japanese cedar)
Lineage: Eukaryota; Viridiplantae; Streptophyta; Pinopsida; Cupressales; Cupressaceae
Exons: 7
Coding region: 455-1966 (503 amino acids)
Source: RefSeq, a predicted model, not a curated record